AUGUUUUUUCAGUCAAGUCCAGUCUUUACAUACAUCAAAGAUCUCACACGGGGGAGAAGCCUUUUUCCUGUCCUGAGUGCGGGAAAAUGUUUUUCACAGAUGUCCCAUCUUUUCAGUCAUCAGAGAUCUCACACGGGGGAGAAGCCGUAUUCCUGUCUGAGUGCGGGACAUCAGAGAUCUCACACAGGGGACAAGCCUUAUUCCUGUCCUGAGUGUGGGAAAUGUUUUUUACGAAAAUCAAAACUUGACACACACAUCAGAGAUCUCACACGGGGGAGAAGCCUUAUUCCUGUCCUGAGUGCGGGAAAUGUUUUUCACAGAAGUCCCAUCUUUCCAAACAUCAGAGAUCUCACACGGGGGAGAAGCCAUAUUCCUGUCCUGAGUGCGGGAAAUGUUUUUCAGACAAGUUCAGUCGUUCAAGACAUCAGAGAUCUCACACAUCAGGGGAAGAAGCCACUUUCCUGUCCUGAGUGA
Molecule: messenger RNA, 474 nt
Organism: Staurois parvus
Lineage: Eukaryota; Metazoa; Chordata; Amphibia; Anura; Ranidae
Source: the annotation of a GenBank genome assembly